Molecule: messenger RNA, 1800 nt
Organism: Symbiodinium necroappetens
Lineage: Eukaryota; Dinophyceae; Suessiales; Symbiodiniaceae
Source: the annotation of a GenBank genome assembly
AUGGAGAUGGAGCAGCCGGCGCCGAUUGAUGAUGACAGUGUUCCGAUCUUCCUGGCGGUUAGUGGGUUUUUUCAGGCACUUUGCCUUAUCAAGCUUUUGCACAUAGCCAUCCGAAACAGGGACCGUGUGGCAUCGUGGUUUCGCAGUCUGGCUUUGCGCUCACGCUGGUUGGUCAUGUGCUUCUCUGAUGAUGUCAAGACGAAUGCAGAGGAGGAGCAGUGGAUUGCACGCGAGGUUUGCCUUAUACGACUGCGCCUGGCACGCGGUUAUUCUUACUUCCUGCUGAUAGCUACAUGCGCAUCAGUCGUAUCAGUGCAGCUGGGCAUUUUGCAGGAGACGCAAGCGAAUGCACCUGCAGCAUUUUACUGGACUAUCUUGCUCAUGUUCGUCCUCUGCACAGUGCACCUUCUAUUUCCGAAGAUGCUUCAGCGCACCACGCUCGACAUGUUCUACGUGGCCAUUAUGGCGGCGGCUGCGUUUUUGCUAAGUCCCUUGUGCACAAAUGCGGACGGAGUCCCAUACAUGUCGAUCAUUCUGCUUGCAUUUCUACGUCUCCCGGCAAGCAGCUUUGCAUCCAGGGCUUCGAUAGCCUUUACCAGCAACAUAGCUACAGCCGCCGUCGUAGUGAUCAGGGCCUUCGUUGACUGGGACGCUGCACUAUGCCAGAGUGGAAGCUGCAGCAUCAGUCGAGACGUUUACUUCGAGCGCGCUGCAAUCGUGACCGAAGUGUCGGCCUUCUUCCUAGUGGCCGGUGUGUCGCUCUCCGCUGAGGUCAUACUACGGCGGACCGUGCAGCAAGGCCGUCAAUACCGUCAGUUAAAUGCUUCAACAUCGCUCUUGCGAUUGGCUUGUGAUGCGGUCUUAGAACUUGACGAGGAUUUAUGUCUUACCGAGCAUUCUCCAGAACUUGCCGCAAUUCUCCUGCGAGAUCGGCCUGGCUCCUCUUUGGCAGGGGUUCCGUUCACAGACUUCGUGGCCACAAAGGAGGAGGCCGCCCGGGCAGAGCAGGCCUUGAACAAAAUGAGCUUCGAGGACUUGUCUGCAAGUGCCUUCAGCACGCGGCUUGUCGACACCAACUCCAGCAAGUUUUGUACGGAGCUUCUCCAGGUCAAGUACUGCAAAAUGGGGAAUACCGUGCGUCAUCUCAUCGGCUUGCGCGAGAUUACUGACCAGGAGUCGCUGGCCAGACCGAAAGGACUUGAUGCGACGUUUCAUGGGGAUGCCGACGACUCAUCCGUCUCUUGCCCAUACAAGCUGUUGAGCUCAGCAGAAGCCUCGCCCGUGGGUUUAGCUCAAGAGGGAAGCCGCUGCAUGUCUGUGAAAUCUCUCGAAGGCAAUCGACCGCGUCCGAUAAUCUAUAUGAUUCUGGAUAUGCAGUCCUGCACUGUGGGAGGGGCCUCGCUAGCGGCUGCAAGCCUGGUUGGAAUGAACGUUUCCGAACUAUUUCCCGGCAGGGCUUCGGAGCUACUGCAAGGCUUCUGGGAAGAGGUGGACCGCUGUGAAGACGCAAGCGAAGUCGCAGUGCUGACCCAGAAGCAGCGCUUCUUCAGUGAGUGGCUAGUGCAGUGGAGCCCACAACAGGCCGACUUCAUCGACGGCUUUGUUCAGGUCUUGCAAGACGCCGAUGGCACGCAUCAGCUCCUGCUGCACUGCGUGGCUUCGGCGAGAUCCCCACUUUCUCUGUCCGGCAUCUCAGACAGCGGACGGUCCACCGGAGCAAGGCCGUCUCCCUCUACCGCCGCGCAGGCUCUCUCCGUUCUGCCUGGAAUGCCGCUACCGGAUGUUCAGUCGCUGCACUAG